This is a messenger RNA of Truncatella angustata, 1682 nucleotides long. RefSeq names its product P-loop containing nucleoside triphosphate hydrolase protein. Gene Ontology annotation, biological process: rRNA processing. Gene Ontology annotation, cellular component: nucleolus. The coding region runs from base 292 to 1587 and encodes 431 amino acids. The transcript is spliced from 3 exons. Lineage: Eukaryota; Fungi; Ascomycota; Sordariomycetes; Amphisphaeriales; Sporocadaceae. Gene Ontology annotation, molecular function: ATP binding; RNA helicase activity; RNA binding. The record is from RefSeq and is a predicted model, not a curated record.
AAGAAGUCCAAGAAGGACAAGAAGGAAAAGAAGCGCUCCGGCCAAGACGUCGUAGAGAGCCCCGAAGCCGAGGCGGAAGCAGAGCCCGAGACCGCGGAAGAGCCCAAGGAGAAGAAGUCCAAGAAGGACAAGAAGGAAAAGAAGCGCAAGACAGACGAUGCUGAAAAAUCUACUUCAGAGCCGACCCCCGAGGUCGCCAACGCCCCAGUUGCCGCCAUUGGCAAUUAUCAGCAACCCCCUGCUCUUUCUGCAGUUCCCGAGUCCGAAAUCGCCUCCUUCUUGUCCACCCACAUGAUCACCAUUACCGAUCCGCUCUCUACCACAAACCUCAAGCCCAUCACCCAGUUCACCCACUUGCCCUCCACUACUCUCGUCUCCAAGAACCCCUUCGCCUCCUUCAAGACUCCCACACCCAUCCAAGCCGCAUCAUGGCCCUUUGGCCUGAGCGGUCGCGAUAUCGUCGGUGUGGCAGAGACGGGCUCUGGAAAGACCAUUGCCUUUGGUCUUCCCCUCGUCGAGGCCGUCCUGGCCAUGCCCAAGCCUGCCAGGGGCGCCGGCCGCAUUAGGGCCGUCGUCGUCUCCCCCACUCGUGAGCUGGCCAUGCAGACCAACGAGGAGCUGACCCGACUGACCGACCUCGUUGGCUUGAAGACGGUAUGUGUCUAUGGCGGUGCCUCCAAGGACGAACAGAGAUUCUUGCUCAAGAAGGCCGACGUCAUCGUCGCUACCCCCGGACGCCUCAAGGAUUUCCUCGAGGAGGGCGCCAUCAAGCUCGACAACACCCAGUUCGCCGUUCUCGACGAGGCAGAUCGUAUGUUGGACAAGGGUUUCGAGGACGACAUCAAGCUCAUCCUCGGCUCAUGCCCCACCAAGGAAGGUCGCCAGACCCUCAUGUUCACCGCUACAUGGCCCAUGAGCGUCCAGGCCCUCGCCUCCACCUUCAUGAAGUCGCCCGUCAGAAUCACCAUUGGUAACAACGAGAGCGGUGACCUCAAGGCCAACGCUCGUAUUGCGCAGACAGUCGAGGUCGUUGAUCCUCGAGACAAGGAGCAGAGACUUCUACAGAUCCUCAAGGCCCAGCCAAAGAACGACAGGGUCUUGGUCUUCUGCCUGUACAAGAAGGAGGCCACACGUGUCGAGGGCUUCCUACAGCAGAGGGGAAUCAAGGUUGUCGGCAUCCACGGCGACUUGAGGCAGGAACAGCGGACCAGGAGCUUGGACGCUUUCAAGAAAGGUGAUACACCAGUCCUCGUUGCCACCGAUGUUGCCGCGAGAGGUCUGGACAUCCCCGAGGUCAAGCUGGUUGUCAAUGUCACUUUCCCAUUGACUAUCGAGGACUAUGUGCACCGUAUUGGUCGUACCGGCCGUGCUGGCAAGACUGGUGUUGCCCUUACCCUCUUUACAGAGCACGACAAGGCACACUCUGGAAGCUUGAUCAACAUCCUCAAGGCAGCAAACCAAAAUGUUCCUGAUGAUCUGCUCAAGUUUGGAACGACGGUCAAGAAGAAGGCCCAUGGCACAUACGGUGCUUUCUUCAAGGAUGUCGAUAUGAGCAAGAAGGGUACCAAGAUCACUUUCGAUGACUAAAUGCUUCACAGCCAUGUUGAUGGUUAGUAUUACUGUAGAUGAGAAUUCACGGCGCAUGGCGUUCGGUAGAUAGUCUGCUCGGGUGUUGCACACAU